Messenger RNA from Nilaparvata lugens (brown planthopper), 993 nucleotides. RefSeq lists its product as uncharacterized. Lineage: Eukaryota; Metazoa; Arthropoda; Insecta; Hemiptera; Delphacidae. Bases 266 to 769 code for a protein of 167 amino acids. The transcript has 6 exons. The record is from RefSeq and is a predicted model, not a curated record.
UCACAAAACUACCAAAGGUAUAUCCAUCCUAGUUAAAACUGGUGGGAAUGACUACUAGGUAGAGGAUCCAUGGCCAUCAUACCCACUGAUGAUAGGUUGAAUUUGGUUUGUAUUAACUUAUAUAUUGUAUGUUUAUGUAGAAUUCCAAAACAAAGUUAUUUCAAGUCAAGGUUGCCAUAGUGAUAUUAUGAAGAAUUUUUUUUAUAAAUUAUAGUAUCGAGAAUUUUUUGAAGAUAAUUAAAAUAUUUUUAUGUAAUUCAUUAAAAUGAAAACAUCUAUAAACAAACCAAUUGCUAAUUUCUUCAAACAUCUUUUCAAGGAAUACAGAAAUGGAAGCAAAUGUCUUUGUAAUGUUCUUGGUAAUGACGACUACAUCAAAGCGCUUGCUGUCUUUGGGAUGAUUAUUGCUUUAAUAGAUAUUCUACAAAUUUCAAGGUCUGGAUUGGCUUUGAAGAAAAUCUGGAAAUCAUCAAGCCUCAGCAUGAAAAGCCACUUUUCUCCACAUAUUGAAAGAGACAUGAAGUUCUGCAUGUCACUCUUGAAUUUGCAGAUAAAUAUUCUUCUACUUGCUGGAGUAAAAUAUGACAUAUUAGCAUUCUACUUGGUUUAUCUUAUAGUAGAGAUGCCGACAGUGACACUUCAUUUGACUUAUGCUAUUCUCCUUUUCUCAUCACAAAUGAAGCUGCUGCCUUGGCAGAUAUUCUUAUUAGGUUUUAGAACUCAUAACGUACUUCAAGUUGUUUGUUCAUUCCAUAACAUGAUAAUUUGAACAGGAUGAAUGAAAAGUUGACUUUAUGUUUUCUUCGUCGUCAUCAUAAAUUGAUUUGUAUUUAAAUUAUUCUAGAGGAAUCAUGAAUCUAUUAUUUGAAUCUAAAUUAAAUCAAAAGCUAUAUUGCAAACAAAAGUUUUAUCUGUUCAAUUUUACGAAUACUUUAUAUAUUAUUGGUAGAUAUUUUUCAUGUUAGUCUUCUUUUUCUCAGCCUUUUCCCAUAA